AUGAAAAGUUUUACCUCUGGCUUUUCGUGGAAUAGCUUUAUUCAGUACUGGGGAUUAACCGACCAACAAUUGGCUAAAAUAGUGAUUGAAAAUGAUACUGCUGUAGAACAAACGGUACAAAUAUUCGUUAAAACAUCUGUUUCUGUUUUAAAAGAUUUUCUGAUAUUUCAUUACAUCAAUAGCCAUGCUGUUUAUUUGAAUAAUGCACUAUCUGAUGCUUAUUUUGAUUUUUACCAGAAAAAACUGAAUGGUGUUGAGAAGCAACGUACUCGUCAGGAGCGAGCACUUCAGAUUGUCAAUUCACUACAGGGUGAACCACUUGGGCAGAUCUAUGUAGAAAAAUAUUUCUAUCCACAAUCAAAAGAGAAAAUACAGAAAUUAAUUAGUUAUAUGUUCGCAGCUUUUAAUACGCGUUUGAAAGAUAAUGACUGGAUGGAUGAAGCUACACGCAAGGAAGCACAGAAGAAACUGGCACAGUUUACAGUUAAAGUCGGUUAUCCAGAUAAGUGGAAUGAUUUCAGUACGAUCAAUUUGAAACCUGACACAUUGAUGGAUAACUUUAAGCAAGUGGAAGCGUGGACUUGUCGCAACCUCAUGAGCAAAAUAGGUCAGUCUGUUCGUAAAUGGGAAUGGAACAUAACGCCACAGACCGUGAAUGCCUACUUCGAUCCUGUGUUAAAUGAAAUUGUGUUUCCUGCUGCGAUAUUACAGGCACCAUUCUUCGAGCCUAAUGUUGAUCCUGCAUAUAACUAUGGUGCGAUUGGCUCAGUCAUUGGUCAUGAAAUGGGGCAUGGUUUUGAUGACCAGGGGAGCCUGUAUGAUGGAACUGGCCGGUUACGCAACUGGUGGAGUAACAAUGCUAAAGAGCAUUUUAAAGAAAAAACCGCCAAAUUGGUGGAGCAAUAUAACAACUUUGAGGUCGAUGGUCAGAACUUAAAUGGCGAGUUAACACUCGGUGAAAAUAUUGGUGAUUUAGGUGGUUUAAAUAUCGCACUUAGUGCCUAUAAACGAUUCGCCAAAGAUAAUUACCCGAAUGGUGAGCCCCCCGUUAUUGAUGGCAUGACAGGCUUACAGCGUUUCUUUAUUUCAUGGGCCAGAACGUGGCAAGAGUUAUCAAAUAAGGAAUCCGUGCGUAAUCAGAUCCUGACUGAUGAACACUCGCCGAAUCAGUUCCGCGCUAAUGGGGUUGUUCGAAAUAUUGAUGACUGGUAUACAGCUUUUGGCGUGAGUAAGGGUAAUGCUCUUUAUCUUGAGCCAGAGAAUCGGGUGAUGAUUUGGUGA
This is a messenger RNA of Cooperia oncophora, 1281 nucleotides long. Lineage: Eukaryota; Metazoa; Nematoda; Chromadorea; Rhabditida; Trichostrongylidae. The record is from the annotation of a GenBank genome assembly.